This is a messenger RNA of Sorex fumeus (smoky shrew), 3749 nucleotides long. RefSeq names its product SH3 domain binding protein 4 (gene SH3BP4). The transcript has 5 exons. NCBI's taxonomy places the organism in Eukaryota, Metazoa, Chordata, Mammalia, Eulipotyphla, Soricidae. The record is from RefSeq and is a predicted model, not a curated record. Gene Ontology annotation, cellular component: cytoplasm. Gene Ontology annotation, molecular function: protein binding. The coding region runs from base 187 to 3021 and encodes 944 amino acids.
GCCGAGGCGGGGGCCGCGCGCUGCUCCGGGCGCCGCCGCUCCGGGCCCCUGUGCGCGCCGCUGCCGCGGGAGCGCGGGGCGAUGCCGGCCAGGAGGAAGCCGAGGGCGCCACGGAGCGUGACAACAUGGCGCUGAGGGACCGCGGGACAGACAUGCGGCCUUAGCGUGGCCGGCAGAGCCGCCGAGAUGGCCGCCCAGCGCAUCCGCGCGGCCAACGCCAACGGGCUCCCCCGGUGCAAGUCCGAGGGGACCCUGAUCGACGUGAGUGAGGGGCUCUCGGAGAGCAGCUUCGACGACGUCAAAGUGCCUUCCCCCAGUGCCUUGCUCGCCGAGAGCCCCACGCCCUUCGGCAACGCCAAGGAGGUGGUGGCCAUCCGCGACUACUGCCCCACCAACUUCACCACGCUCAAGUUCUCCAAGGGCGACCACCUGUACGUGCUGGACGCGUCGGGCGGGGACUGGUGGUACGCGCACAACACCACCGAGAUGGGCUACAUCCCCGCGGCCUACGUGCAGCCCCUGGACCCGCGGCUGUCCACGCUGAGCGACAGCGGCGUCAUCGACCCGGCGGCCGACAGCCCCGACGAGGCGGCGGCCCAGGAGCUGGACCUGUUGGGAGGCUGGCCCGAGGAGCGGGCGCCCGGCCGGCCGGCCAGCAACAACCCCUUCUGGCCGGGGCUGCAGACCAACCCGUUCCUCAACGGCCACGGCCCGGCCGCGCCCGCCAGCUCCGUGGACCUGCUGCUGUUCGAGCCGGCCGAGGCGGUGGCCGCGGGCCCGUCGUCGUCGUCGCCGUCCUCGGACAACCCCUUCUUCCGCAGCAAGCGCUCGUACAGCCUGUCGGAGCUGUCGGUGCUGCAGGCCCGCGCCGACGCGCCCGCCUCCGCCGCGGCCGCGGCCGGGGCGCUCUCCGCGGGGCUGCAGUCGCCGGCGCCCGAGCAGUUCCAGAGCCGCGAGGACUUCCGCGCCGCCUGGCUGAGCCACCGCAAGCUGGCGCGCUCCUGCCACGACCUGGACCUGCUGGGCCAGAGCCCCGGCUGGGGCCAGACGCAGGCGGUGGACACGGGCGUGGUGUGCAAGCUGGGCAGCGGCGGCGGCGCCGUGCGCCUGCCGGACACGGGCAUCAGCCUGCACGUGCCCGAGGGCCACGUGGCGCCCGGCGAGACGCAGCAGGUGUCCCUGCGGGUGCUGCCCGACCCCCCGCUGGAGCUGAACAGCGACCGCUGCAGCAGCGUGAGCCCCGUGGUGGAGGUGCGGCUGGGCACGCUGGCCGUGCGCACGGGGCUGGUGCUGGAGCUGCGGGGCGCGGCCGAGGUCAAGGCCGACGCGUUCAGCCAGAGCGCCGUGGGCCUGCGGUGCCUGCGCAGCGCCGCCCGCGACGGGCCCUACGCGCCCGCGCCCCUGAGCUGCAGCCGCGGCGACACGGUGCAGGUGCAGCUGGACCCGCUGGAGCCCUGCAUGUACCUGGCGCUGGUGGCGCACGGCCCCGACAUCCUGUACCCGGCCACCGUGUGGGACUUCAUCCACAAGAAGGUGACGGUGGGCGUGUACGGGCCCAAGCACAUCCACCCGUCCUUCAAGACGGUGGUGACGCUCUUCGGGCACGACUGCGCCCCCAAGACGCUGCUGGUGGGCGAGGCGGCGCGCCCGGCGCCCGUGGCGCUGCAGCUCUGGGGCAAGCACCAGUUCGCGCUGGCGCGGCCGCAGGACCUGCAGGUGAGCGUCUUCCCCAGCGUGAGCAGUUACGAGGUGCAGGCGGAGGCGGCGGCGGCGGCGGCGGGCGCGCCGGCCCGCGUGGUGCGCGGCUUCCAGCUCAAGCUGGGCAAGGCCAGCCGGCUGCUCUUCCCCAUCGCCUGCCGCGGCGCCGCCGAGCCGGCCGACUUCACGCUGUGCGUGCAGGUCAAGGACGAGCGCGACGCCGUGCUGGCGCAGUUCUGCGUGCGGACGCCGCCGCCCCCGCCCAAGAGCGCCGUGCGGCCGGCGGGGCCGCGGCGCUUCCUCAAGAAGAACGAGGUGGGCAAGAUCGUGCUGUCGCCGCUGGCCGCCGGCGCCGCCGCCCGCUACCCGACCUUCCGGGACCGGCCCGUGGGCAGCCUGAAGCUGGGCAAGCUGCUGAAGACGGUGACGCGGCCGAGCAAGAGCCACUACCUGCUGGAGUACCGCAAGGGCGAGGUGCUGGCGCUGCUGAGCGAGGAGCGCGUCCGCCUGCGCGGGCAGCUGUGGACCAAGGAGUGGUACAUCGCGUACCACCAGGGCCGCGUCGGGCUGGUGCACGCCAAGAACGUGCUGCUGCUGGGCCGCGCGCGGCCCGCGCUGCUGCCGGGCCCCGAGCUCAGCACGUCGCUGCUGCUCGAGCAGAUCCUGCGGCCCUGCAAGUUCCUCACCUACAUCUACGCGUCGGUGCGCACGCGCCUCAUGGAGAACGUGGGCAGCUGGCGCGCCUUCGCCGACGCGCUGGGCUACGCGCACCUGCCGCUCACCGCCUUCUGCCGCGCCGAGCUGGACAGCGAGCCCGAGCGCGUGGCCUCCGUGCUGGAGAAGCUCAAGGAGGACUGCAACAGCGCCGAGAACCGGGAGCGCAAGUCCUUCCAGAAGGAGCUCAUCAUGGCCUUGCUGAAGAUGGACUGCCAGGGCCUGGUGGUCAGGCUCAUCCAGGACUUUGUGCUGCUGACCACAGCCGUGGAGGUGGCACAGCGCUGGAGGGAACUGGCCGAGAAGCUGGCCAAGGUGUCCAAGCAGCAGAUGGACGCCUACGAGUCCCCACACCGGGACCGGAACGGGGUGGUGGACAGCGAGGCCAUGUGGAAGCCCGCCUACGACUUUCUCCUCACCUGGAGCCAACAGAUUGGGGACAGCUACCGGGACGUCAUCCAGGAGUUGCACCUGGGCCUGGACAAGAUGAAGAACCCCAUCACCAAGCGCUGGAAGCACCUCACGGGAACACUGAUCCUUGUGAACACCCUGGACGUGCUGCGCGCGGCCGCCUUCAGCCCGGCUGACCAGGACGACUUUGUCAUCUGAAAGGCCACGCCUCCUGGCCGGCCACGCCCACCAAGGCCACACCUCCGGGAUGGGUCCUGCCCACCCAGGCCCUGCCUCCUGGUCGGCCACGCCCACCCAGGCCACGCCUGCUGUCGGGCCCCGCCUACUCAGGCCCCAUCUCCUUCGGGCCACGCCCAUUCAGGCACCGCCCACCCAGGCCACACCUCCGGGUUGGGUCACGCCCAUCCAGGCCCGCCUCCUGGUGGUUGGCCAUGCCUACCAAGGCCACGCCUACUCAGGCCCCAUCUCCUUCAGGCCACGCCCACCCAGGCCAAGCCCCUGGUUGGCCCCGCCUCCUGCCAGGCCACGCCCACACGGGCCCAGCCUUCGUCCCGCCCCCGCUGGGAGACUGCUGCAGAUACUGGGUGUUGGGGUCUGUGGGCCCGGUGGGUGGGCUGCCCAGACAGAGUCGGGAUUCCCCCAGGCUGGGCCGACCCUGGGGACCAAGCACACCCUUGCUCCCCACCUUCUUGUCUCCAGGGAGACCAGAGGAGACCCUCUCCCGCAGGGCGGUGCCAAUCCGAAUAGCUUUCUAUUUGUGAAGAAUUGCAGUCCCUUUUUUUUUUUUAAGUAUGGGGCGGCGACCUAUCAGAUUGGUACCUAAUUUUUUAAUGACCCGUAAAGGUUGGGAGGAAAAAAAAAACCGCCCCACUUCGGAGGGGCAGAGGCUGUUGAGGUUUUUGUGUUAUAUAAAAAGCCUUUUUAAA